AUGCUUGGAGAUGACGAUACUUCCAUGGGCGGUACCGGCACAAGCUGGGUGGGUGUAAGUAGUCGAGUCCUAAAAGUGGCCCAUGUCCUGGAUGGCCUUGAAGCACUUCUGCCCAACACAGGGCACAUGUUCUUCAAAGAGUCGAGGAAAGCAUCCCGACACUACUGUACACAUCAGUUCGGCAGAAUGAUCGGCAGCAAGCGAGGCGUGCCGCAGCUGCGAUUUAGAUGUCGUGCUGGACGUCCCAGCGAGAAAAAAAACAGGGCGAAGAAGGAAAAGAAGAAGAAGGAGAAGAAGAAGGAGAAGAAGAAGGAGAAGAAGAAGGAGAAGAGUGCGUGCAUUGCCUGA
Molecule: messenger RNA, 348 nt
Organism: Bipolaris maydis ATCC 48331
Lineage: Eukaryota; Fungi; Ascomycota; Dothideomycetes; Pleosporales; Pleosporaceae
Source: RefSeq, a predicted model, not a curated record